Messenger RNA from Sphaerodactylus townsendi, 1918 nucleotides. RefSeq names its product solute carrier family 2 member 2 (gene SLC2A2). Gene Ontology annotation, biological process: monosaccharide transmembrane transport. Bases 84 to 1634 code for a protein of 516 amino acids. The record is from RefSeq and is a predicted model, not a curated record. Lineage: Eukaryota; Metazoa; Chordata; Lepidosauria; Squamata; Sphaerodactylidae. Gene Ontology annotation, molecular function: hexose transmembrane transporter activity. Gene Ontology annotation, cellular component: brush border; membrane. The transcript has 11 exons.
GCAUAAGGAAGACUUUUGGUGCACGUCUUCUUUCCAGCCAGUGGCUUUGGGGUUUUUGGAUCUCCUCAUCACUGUGAGGAAGGAUGGGGAAGAAACCUAAAAUACACGAGAAAAAGCAUCUCACGUGCUCCUUGAUGCUUGCUGUCUUCACUGCUGUCUUGGCAUUCUUCCAAUUUGGGUACUGCAUUAGCGUUAUCAAUGCUCCCCAAAAGAUCAUUGAGCUCCACUAUGCAAAAGUACUGGGCAUUUCAGUUGACGAUGCCGUAAUAACAACCCACAAUGCAACCAACGCGACAAGUGCUCCACCUCCAGAUGUUGGCAAAGAUCCCAGAAUUACUAUGUUUUGGUCCAUGUCUGUGGCUGCAUUUGCUGUUGGUGGAAUGAUUUCUUCCUUUGCUGUUGGCUGGAUUGGAGACAAAAUGGGAAGAAUCAGGGCCCUGCAACUACUGAACAUCGUCUCACUCACUGGGAAUCUCUUUAUGGGUGUGGCAAAGAUGGGCCCCUCACACAUCCUUGUCAUUAUAGGACGAUUAAUCACAGGACUGUACAGCGGUAUCAUAGCAGGGAUUGUUCCGCUAUAUGUUGGGGAGAUAGCCCCUACCUCCCUUCGAGGAGCAUUGGGAACGCUUCACCAGCUUGCCAUAGUUAUAGGUAUUCUUGUCAGCCAGGUCCUCGGCCUACGCUUCCUGCUGGGGAGUGAAACUCUGUGGCCACUGCUUCUUUGCCUCUCUGGCACUGUUGCGGUGCUGCAACUUUUCUUGCUAUUCCUUUGCCCAGAGAGCCCACGAUACCUGUACAUUAAAGGAGGAAAUGUGGAGGAAGCAAAAAAAAGUUUGCUGUGGCUGAGAGGAAACUAUGAUCCUUCCAAAGAGCUGGAGGAAAUGGAGAGAGAAAAAGAGGAAUCCUCCAAAGAGAAGCCCGUUUCCAUUUGGCAGCUCAUUACUUCCGACACCUACAGGCAGCCAUUCUUAGUGGCUAUUAUGGUGCACUUAGCACAACAGUUUUCAGGGAUCAACGCCAUUUUCUACUACUCUACCGACAUUUUUACUGAAUCUGGGGUCAAAGAACCUGUUUAUGCAACCAUCGGAGUGGGCUUUGUGAACACUUUGUUCACCGUUGUUGCCCUCUUGCUGGUAGAGAAAGCAGGGAGGCGUAUCUUGUUUCUUAGUGGGAUGUUUGGCAUGUUUAUAUGCGCAAUAGUAAUGACAAUUGGACUCAUGCUUCAGGUGACCUAUCCUUGGAUGAGCUACAUCAGUAUGCUGGCUAUCUUCAUCUUUGUCAGUGUGUUUGAACUCGGGCCUGGACCAAUUCCCUGGUUUGUUGUCGCUGAGCUAUUCAGUCAAGGCCCUCGACCAGCUGCCGUCGCCGUGGCUGGCUUUGCCAAUUGGUUCUCCAACUUCAUGGUUGGGAUGUUCUUCCCGUAUAUAGCUAAGUUCACUGGAGCAUACGUGUUCCUCAUCUUUGCUGCCAUGAUCGCUGGCUUCAGCGCUUUCAUAUUCUUCAAGGUGCCAGAAACAAAAGGGAAGUCAUUUGAAGAAAUUGCGGAAGAAUUCCGCCGCCGAAAGAAGGCAGUCGGCAGAGACACAAAAGCUUCUACCGAACUGGAGCAUUUGGGAGGCAACCCCGAGGCCUAGGGACCAGGCAGACCUGGGAAAAUACAUGUAGUAUUCACGCUUCUAGGCGGAGCUUUGAAAAAAAGCAUUUGUUAAAACGUAAAAAAAAAUGGAAAUUGAUACUGGUAUGCUGAGUUUGUAUUGCGACUUCAAGUGGACGUGACUGCGGAGUUUCGUAACGUUUCCUCUUUCCCCAGGAACUUGUUUUGUGUCAAGCUGAGAAGUGUCAGAGUGUCAAGACUGCAGUUUUAAAAGGUGGCGGAGGGAACAGUAGGGUUCCCUAAGGGGGCCCUGGGCAUAAUUGA